UUGCAGUGAGCCAAUAUCACACCUUUGCACUCCAGCGUGGGCAGCAAGAGCAAAACACCAUCUCAAAAAAAAGAAGCUCAAAAAUGUUUUGAGGCUCCAGCAUAGGUUUACCUGAUUCCAACACCUCUGUGCUUCCCUUUGUGCAGCCAACUAUAUGCUGACCCAAGCCUUCUUGAAAUGAACUUCGUGUGUCUUACGUACCUUACAGGACAGAAACAGGAAAGCAGGGGGGCCACUUGGUGGUAACCAAGCCUUCUAGCUAGAGAAUGAAAUUACAAAAAGCACAGACUUUCCCAGCACAGACUUUGGGCAACUGUUUGAAAACAUUAAAAUAGGAUGGGACAGCACUCACUUACUCAAUGAUACUCAUCAAACAAAACAGAAAGAGGAUUCAGCUUGACCACUUAGGAAGCCCAAGGAAUGUUAUCUAGAUCUCUUGGAGGCCACAAGACUCAUCUUACAGAUGGGAAGGCCUUUGACUCAUCGUCCUCCUUUAUCCAGGCAGACACCAAAAACAGUUUCCUGCAAACUAACAACUCUCUGGUAAGUCUGCAGGAUUCUUAGGGAGAUCCUUACAAUGCAAUAUGCUCCAUGCUUAAUUUGUGUCCGGAAAGGCCUUGCACAAUCACUCACGCUUAUUUUUGCUCUAAGGACAAAUGAGGAGAAACAAGGUCUAAUACAGGCUGGAACAGGUGUGUCAACCUCAUUACAAUGGCCUGGGGGGUCAUGUCCCUGGAAUUGGUGCCACUUUGAACUGCCAACCCUUUAUCUGGAAACCACUUUUGUAGGACAGCUGCUCUCUCAUUCCUUUUGCUUAGAUCAUAAAAGUAGAGUUUUCAUCCAAUGGGAAUUUGUGUGUUGGAGGCAAAGGGAAUCAGAUUCUGAUCCAACUUGGUCAGGAAAAAUUAAUAAAUAAGGGCUGAUUUUUCCAUCCAAGUCAUGUAGUCUGGCUGGAGUGCAUCCCACUCAGGGACAGCUAUUGUCUGGAUUCACCAAGUCUCAGUCUUGCCCAGGAAAAAGGAAUUUUCCGCCUCACUGCUCUAUCCUUGAGAAGAGUUGCAGAAGGUGACCAUUUCUGUUGUCUGGGUGAUUCUCUUUCUCUAUAGAAAUCAUAAAAUGGAACCUUUAUAGAAAUUAUGUUCUGUGCUUCACUGGAGAGAGACUGGUCUUUUUAACCCGGCUCAUCAAACAGUGGGCAUUUUCGUUCCCCUGGAUAAUAAGUGUUGGUGGGUUAAUGGGUCAUCCUCAGGAGAGAGGUCAGAAGGAAAAACACUGCAGUGUUCAAAGCUGGAGCUAGAAAUGCCAGCCGUCAAAGGACACAGAACUCAGUGGAUGGUGAUGAUGUAUAGGACGUGCCCUGGUCAACCCCAUCUGAGAGAUCACAUCUAACCUUUAUCCUCAGCAAAGCCACUGAAGGUCGCUCAAUAUGUGUGACCAGCAACUCUGAGGCCCUGGUGAGAAGCUGUCCAGGAAAACCCUGGUGCGUGUGCUAAAGGGUUCCUUUUCACUAAGGGAGAAUUGUCUUCCAGCUCCUUGCAGACUGACAUAGCAAAGUACUUUGAACGUUGAAAAGAACAAAAAAAGCAAACAGCCACCAAAAGGAGGCGGGAGGAGAGGGAAAGAAAAAGGGACAGAGAGAGAGAGAGGUUAUCAGCAGGGGUGGUUAGUAAAAAGGGGCCCGGAGACAGAAAACCUUUUGUUCCCGGAGUUCGUUUCAUGUAGAGUUUGUGAGGUGAAUGGCUUUGAAACGAAAUGCGUUUAUGAAGGAGUUGCUAGGUCACAGGAAGCGCUACUGUCAGACUGCUUUUGUGAAUUCGGUUUCUUUAAAAUUUGGGUUAAUCUUAAAAAGAAUGCAUCUCCUUUUCCUGUUCUUUCUCUUUCUUUCUGUCUUCUUUUUUAGCGGGGGUUGCGGGGGGGUGGUGCAGAGUAAGGUUCAAGACGGUUCCCCACUUUCUAUUUUCCACCCUCUGAUAAUGCAAAAAGAAGCGAUCACAUUACAAGUUCUUUGUCAGUUUUUCAGAAUUAGGGGUGGGCAGGGCCUGAGCGUUACCUUGUCCCACUAGCCAAUGGUGGGGCGGCAUGCAAAUGAGGCCCGCGAUCAGCCCGCCGCAGUCACAACAGUGAGCUCAGAGGCUUGGGGAGGCGCUGCGAGUGACAAGCGGCUCUGCCCCGGACCUCCUUGCUUUCAUCCAGCGCUGCACUCAAUGGAGGGGCGGGCACCGCAGUGCUCAAUGCAGUCUAACUAGUGUGGGAAAACGGCUCAACCCACCCCUGCCGAAAUGAAGUAUAAGAAUCUUAUGGCAAGGGCCUUAUAUGACAAUGUCCCAGAGUGUGCUGAGGAGCUGGCCUUUCGCAAGGGAGACAUCCUGACUGUCAUAGAGCAGAACACAGGGGGACUGGAAGGAUGGUGGCUGUGCUCCUUACACGGUCGGCAAGGCAUCGUCCCAGGCAACCGGGUGAAGCUUCUGAUUGGCCCCGUGCAGGAGAAUGCCUCUAGUCAUGACCAGCCUGUGUCUGGACUGAUGCAGCAGACCUUUGGCCAACAGAAGCUCUAUCAAGUGCCAAACCCACAGGCUGCUCCCCGAGACACCAUCUACCAAGUGCCAUCUUCCUACCAAAAUCAGGGAAUUUACCAAGUCCCCACUGGCCACGGCACCCAAGAGCAAGAGGUAUAUCAGGUGCCACCAUCAGUGCAGAGAAGCCUUGGGGGAACCAGUGGGCCCCACGGGGGUAAAAAGGUGAUAACCCCCGUGAGGACAGGUCAUGGCUACGUAUAUGAAUAUCCAUCCAGAUACCAAAAGGACGUCUACGAUAUCCCUCCUUCCCAUACCACUCAAGGGGUAUAUGACAUCCCUCCCUCAUCAGUGAAAGGCCCUAUGUUUUCAGUUCCAGUGGGAGAGAUAAAACCUCAAGGGGUCUAUGACAUUCCACCUACAAAAGGGGUAUACGCCAUUCCACCCUCUGCUUGCCGGGAUGAAGCAGGGCUUAGGGAAAAAGACUAUGACUUCCCCCCUCCCAUGAGACAAGCUGGAAGGCCGGACCUCAGACCAGAAGGGGUUUAUGACAUUCCCCCAACCAGUACCAAGCCAGCAGGGAAGGACCUUCAUGUAAAAUACAACUGUGACAUUCCAGGAGCUGCAGAACUGGUGGCUCGAAGGCACCAGAGCCCAUCCCCGAAUCACCCACCUCCACAACUGGGACAGUCAGUGGGCCCUCAGAAUGACGCAUAUGACGUCCCCCGAGGCAUUCAGUUUCUUGAGCCACCAGCAGAAACCAGUGAGAAACCAAACCCCCAAGAAAGAGAUGGUGUUUAUGAUGUCCCUCUGCAUAAUCCACCAGACACUAAAGGCUCUCGGGACUUGGUGGAUGGGAUCAACCGAUUGUCUUUCUCCAGCACGGGCAGCACCCGGAGUAACAUGUCCACAUCUUCCACCUCCUCCAAGGAGUCCUCGCUGUCAUCCUCCCCAGCUCAGGACAAAAGGCUCUUGCUGGAUCCAGACACAGCUAUCGAGAGACUUCAACGGCUCCAGCAGGCCCUGGAGAUGGGUGUCUCCAGCCUAAUGGCACUGGUCACCACCGACUGGCGGUGUUACGGAUAUAUGGAAAAACACAUCAAUGAGAUACGCACGUCGGUGGAGAAGGUGGAACUGUUCCUGAAGGAGUACCUCCACUUUGUCAAGGGAGCCGUCGCAAAUGCUUCCUGCCUCCCAGAACUCCUCCUCCACAACAAGAUGAAGCGGGAGCUGCAAAGAGUCGAAGACUCCCACCAGAUCCUGAGUCAAACCAGCCACCACCUAAAUGAGUGUAGCUGGUCCCUGAAUAUCCUGGCCAUCAACAAGCCCCAGAACAAGUGUGAUGAUCUAGACCGGUUUGUGAUGGUGGCAAAGACAGUGCCCGAUGACGCCAAGCAGCUCACCACAACCAUCAACACCAAUGCAGAGACCCUCUUUAAACCCGGCCCUGGCAGCUUGCAUCUGAAGAAUGGGCCGGAGAGCAUCAUGAACUCAACAGAGUACCCACAUGGCAGCCCCCAGGUACAGCUGCUGCAUCCUGGUGACCACAAGGCCCAGGCCCACUCCAAGGCACUGCCCCCGGGCCUGGGCAAGGAGCAGGCCCCUGACUGUAGCAGCAGUGAUGGUUCUGAGAGGAGCUGGAUGGAUGACUAUGAUUAUGUCCACCUACAGGGUAAGGAGGAGUUUGAGAGGCAACAGAAAGAACUAUUGGAAAAAGAGAAUAUCAUCAAACAGAACAAGAUGCAGCUGGAACAUCAUCAGCUGAGCCAGUUCCAGCUGUUGGAACAAGAGAUUACAAAGCCCGUGGAGAAUGACAUCUCGAAGUGGAAGCCCUCUCAGAGCCUGCCCCCCACAAACAGCGGCGUGAGUGCCCAGGAUCGGCAGUUGCUGUGCUUCUACUAUGACCAAUGUGAGACCCAUUUCAUCUCCCUUCUCAACGCCAUCGACGCGCUCUUCAGUUGUGUCAGCUCAGCCCAGCCCCCACGAAUCUUUGUGGCACACAGCAAGUUUGUCAUUCUCAGUGCACACAAACUGGUGUUCAUUGGAGACACGCUGACACGGCAGGUGACUGCCCAGGACAUUCGCAACAAAGUGAUGAACUCCAGCAACCAGCUCUGCGAGCAGCUCAAGACUAUAGUCAUGGCAACCAAGAUGGCCGCCCUCCAUUACCCCAGCACCACAGCCCUGCAGGAAAUGGUGCACCAAGUGACAGACCUUUCUAGAAAUGCCCAGCUGUUCAAGCGCUCUUUGCUGGAGAUGGCAACAUUCUGAGAAGAAAAAAAGAGGAAGGGGACUGUGUUAAUGGUUACUAAGGAAAACUGGAAAUAUUAUCUGGUUUUUGUAAAUGUUAUCUAUUUUUGUAGAUAUUUUAUAUGAAAAUGAAAUAUUUUAACAUUUUAUGGGUUAGACAACUUUCAGAAAUUCAGGGAGCUGGAGAGGGAAAUCUUUUUUUCCCCCCUGAGUGGUUCUUAUGUAUACAUAGACGUAUCUAAGACAUAAACUGUACAGAAACUUGUCCACAUGCGUGUGUAUGCCUGUAUAUUCAUGUUUGUUUGUAGAUGUUUGUCUGAUGUAUUUCAUUAAAAAAAAAAAACGUGAGUUAAGAAGCACCUUAGUAAGCACCUUCUAAAGCUGCAUGUUUUUGUUGUUAAAAACAUGCCAGCUGGUUAUAAUAUUGUUCUCCAUGUACUUGUAAUGAUUCUGAGCCUAGCUCUGCCAAAUCUGGGAAGCACGUACAUUUGCAGGUGUUCACCUUCCAAAUGAUGAGGCACAGCAUGACUUAUUCUUGUUUUAAAAACUCUUCACAAUUGACCAUCGUAAACACACGAUCGCCAAGUGCCCAAAAGCCCUCUUGCAGAGCAAAUUUCAGAAUAUAUAGGUGAAUCCAAGCUCUGAUAUUUCAGGUGCUGGAGGGAGGACAGACCUGUGUGUUUAGAGGCCAGGACCACAGUUAGGGUUGGGUUGUUUCAAUACUGAGAGAGCUACAGUAAAAGGAGAGCAACUGCCCCCCUGGGGCUAUUGGAUCUUCUGCAUUUUUGAGCAAUUCUGCCAUGAGGUUUUCCAAAAGAUGUUUUUUGAGUUGUAAAAACUGUAUUUGCAGCAAGGAUUCACAAAGACAUAUCAGAUUAUGACUGUUCACCAAAACAGGGGAAUGGUUUGAUCUGCCAGUUGCAAGUAGAGGCCUUUCUGACUCUUCACAUUCACUUUGGUGCUACUAUCCCCAUUACCUGAGGAAAACUGGCCAGGUCCUUGAUCAUGGGACUAUAGAGCCAUCAGGACAUAUCCUGCUCUCUAAGGGAAUUUAUUGCUUGGUCUUGCACCUUCUUUAAAACUCACAUAUACAGACCUGACACUCAGAGUGGCUAGUUACACAGAGUCCAUCCAGUUUUUACACCUUCGUGUGACCAGUGUGUAUAACCCCUACCGCUAUGUCACAGGUAGUCACAGCAUCCAUUCCAUUGUAUGUCUCCUCACACCGGUUAGUAUUGACACAGCACAGACACCACAAGCCAUCAGGUUCUUCAUGGGGCAAGUGAAAUACUGCUACCCCAUGGGUAAAUGCAUUCACACCUUACCAAGAGAAGAAGCACGUUAUCUAUGAUCUUUUGGUCCAGUUCCUAUUUAGCAUUUUUAUUCCAGCCUGUUUGGAAACAUGUUUUUAUUUGCAUUAUAUGCCUGAUUGAAUUAAGCUUGCUUGUUUUAAACAACUAAAUCAUUAGAACAACAACAAAAAAAAAUGAUUAAAAAAACAAGAAUGUAUAAUCUCAGCGUGAUUUUAAAAAAAUCAGUGGAAAUAAAUGAUCAUAGAAGGUGCUUUUCAAAACAAUUGCUAUUAUAAUUUUCAAAGUCCUACUCUGCCAAAAAAAGACUAAAAGUCAUACGUUACAUGACAAGGAAAUGUGUAUGUGGGGAGAGGGUUGCUGAAAAUCAACAACACUUGAAGUUAAAAAGUGUGUCUUUGUAGAUUUCAUGGUAUGAUGUGUAUUUCUUAGGAGAUGGCUGACUUGAUUGAUCUACUCUAAGUGGAGACAUUUCGCAUUUUUAAAACCAAAAUCUUCAAUCUGUAUAACUCCUUGCCAUCUUGUAUGUAAAGGCUAUUUUUAAAUCAUUAAAUUUUUAGAUCUCUGUUUUCAUAA
Molecule: messenger RNA, 6649 nt
Organism: Cebus imitator (Panamanian white-faced capuchin)
Lineage: Eukaryota; Metazoa; Chordata; Mammalia; Primates; Cebidae
Gene: NEDD9
Product: neural precursor cell expressed, developmentally down-regulated 9
Exons: 7
Coding region: 2280-4784 (834 amino acids)
Biological process (GO): cell surface receptor protein tyrosine kinase signaling pathway; cell migration
Cellular component (GO): plasma membrane; cytoplasm
Molecular function (GO): protein binding
Source: RefSeq, a predicted model, not a curated record